This is a messenger RNA of Coniophora puteana RWD-64-598 SS2, 1842 nucleotides long. RefSeq lists its product as uncharacterized. The transcript has a single exon. The record is from RefSeq and is a predicted model, not a curated record. Bases 437 to 1633 code for a protein of 398 amino acids. NCBI's taxonomy places the organism in Eukaryota, Fungi, Basidiomycota, Agaricomycetes, Boletales, Coniophoraceae.
ACAGCUGUUAUACACGGCUGACGCUAGCACAUGCCAUUCGUAUCAUUGAACGCGAACAUUCGCCUCAAAUCCGUUUGCUCGUUUUUUGCCUCGCACCUUUUCUCUUUCAGUCACCCAUUUGGCUCCACCAUUUCCUGCAGAGACGAGGGGCCGAGUGCAGACCUCCUACAUAUUCACCUUGUGUCCGAGAAAAGUUUAUUAUAUCUAAGCGCCAAUGGGCGCUUAUCGAAGCUGUGCCAGUCGCCGGAUCAUGCCGCGGAGCCGAUUCUCUGCUUCCUGCUGUGCAGAUAGCGUCUCCGUGCUUCCUACAGUCUGUCACAGCCAGGAUUAUAGACUGGCCUGUCCUAGCUCUCGUCUUCGAGCGCUCGUGAGUUCUGGGGGAUACCGGCUCCGUUAGAUCUCAGCUGAUAAGCCCACACGUUCUUCAGUUCCUAUCAUGGCAAGCCAGACUACCCUCCCUUCAUCACAGCCCGUUCCCGUCAUAAAUCAGCUUCCCUUCGAACUCCUAGCCAAGAUCUUCGUGCACAGUGCGCAGAAACCCGUCCAUCCCGUGAACGAAUGGUGUAUACCCAAGUACCCUCGCGAGACAUUGGUCGAAGCCGAUCUAUCUGGCACCCUGAACAUCGCCCGAGUCUGCCGCCAGUGGAGAAAUGUGGUGCUAGCUAUUCCCGAGCUGUGGAAGAUGAUCAAAAUUUCCACUGCAGAGGACGCUGUGACGUUCGCGGAGUCGCUCCCGCUCCCGCUACAUGUCCUAGGCAGAUCGCCGCCAUCCUCGGUGUUUUUAACACUCAUUUUUCGGCCGACGAAGGUCUUCACAGAGGCAGACGUCGGUCACAUUCCGGUCACACCAGAGAUCAAGAACAUAAAGGGGAUGGAUGUCCAGGGGGAUUCGCAUAUCCGCUCCUCAGCGCUCUUCGGCUGGAUGCACCAGUUUCCCAAUCUCACCCAUCUAUCGCUCAUCAACAUCCAUGUCGAUCAUGACGCUGUGUGUAUUCCCGAUCCCCUCCGCAGCCGUCUCACCCAUCUACAUGUCUACCUGUGGUUUGACUCCCAUGUGAACAGGUUCUUCGACAACCGCUUGUCGCCGAGCCUGAACCGUCCAUGGUCGAGCUUGACCUCGCUGACGGUAGAGAUGCCUAACUGGGUCCUUGAAAACCACAUUCUGCGUGCUAUACUAGCCCGUUCUCCGAAUCUCGUCGAGCUAUUCAUCGUCGCAGGCGAGGUAGACCCAGAUCAGAACUGGACGGCCACGUCGUCUCGCACAUUACGGACGUUCUCAUUUUGGGUAGAGGGAGCGUCUCUGGAAGAAAACGUUCUCGUAGCCCUCUUUGGCGCUCUUUCGUUCCCUUCCCUCUCCAACCUCAUCGUAACCGCUCCACCGCGAUGCGGAAACCUCGCGUUCAUAAGCCGCUUCCUUCGGCGAUCGAAGUGUCGUCUGUCGAGUCUUACCUUGACCAAUGUGAAAACGGAGGACUCUGAGUGGUUCGAGAACAGCGAAGUUCGUCGAGCCGCGGUUAGCAUCGGCGAAGAGUUUGCGAUUCCUUCCGUCGAAUUUGCCUUCACUACUGCGGAGACCCGUGUAUACCAAGCAUCCAAGGAGAGGUGGUAUGACUUGGACUCUUCCUGGCUAUAAAGCUGUAGCAUCCAGGAAGUGACUACGAUACGGUCGAAACGCAGAGUCACAGCAUCCUCAAAGAUGCAGACACAGAGAACGUGCCACUACUGGUCGUCGUGGAUCCUUUGGUUGAGUCCUCAUCACAUCAUCUAUCCCUGUACAACUGUGAUAUGGAUAAAUAAUCAUACGUAGCCAUCGUUUGCAAUUAUCCCAACGGAUGUACGUUU